CGGGGAUCCUCCCUUGUCCCGCAUGCUGUGGCAGAGCCGUCUGUGGGGGUCUCAUUUUCUGGAAGCCAUCCCCACCCCUCACCAUGGGUGGGGUUGUUGGAUAGAGGGAGGCUGGCCCUCUUUCUUUGGGGGGACUGUUCAAUUGCGCCUGAAGCCUGCUUUCUUUCCGAAUGCUGCAAGGUAAUUAAAUAGUUGGUUAAUCACUUUUAACGCCAAGCAGCUGCGGCUCCAUCUACAGUGUGCUGGAAUCUGGGCUAGACCCAGAUGAACCCAGCCUCGAUUUGGGGGCUCCAGCGGGACUCACAGCACUGUGGUUGGUGGUGGUGGGGGCAGGGGGACUAGUUGCGUGACAUCUGGAUCCAAGAGGCAGCUGUGGUGGCAGGAGGAGAGAGAUGAGGCCCUGUACCUAUGAGGCUCUGCCCCCAGGGUCCCACAUCCUCUGUUAAAUGAGGGACUUGGGAGGAGGUCCCUCCAUCCCCUAGGGCUGGGGCGCCUAGCUGCCCAGCCAUUGAUCAGGCCAGCUUUCUGGAACCAACCACCCAAGGCACCAUGGGGCUGUGGUUCCCAGGCCUGCCCUGGCGCCCUGUGAAGUCUGCCCACAGGGAUGUGCAGGAGCUGUGUUGUAGAUGUCUCCUGCCAUCAGCUGUCAGGUUAUUUUGGUCCAAACUGAAAAUACUCCAGGAAUUGUGUGUGGAGUACCCCCAGCCUGCAGGGUGGGACUGCAGCAGUCAGGGAGGCCGGUUGUGUCUAAGGGCAGCCUCUGGAGAAGUAGAGUUCUCUAUGGUGAGCCUGCCUCUCUAGCUCCCCAGGACCUACGUGAGCUGGGGUGCCUUCCUUUUGGUAUCCGGCAAAGAGUGGCCUUGGCUAUGGAAGUGGUAAGGGUAUCCAGGGACCUGCCGCUGCUAAUGGAACUUGGCACUGAUACGGGAUACCCCCAGCAGCACUGCUGGGACCUCCCCCAGCUUCCCUCCUUCCUCCAGGGGCUUGGCUUCUGGCUAGUUAGGGGCUCUAUGUGGGGACAGUUAUGUGGCCCCGGGCAGAGAGGUCCCGCCGUCUGUUUGCUGAAGGAGGAAAAAACACUCGGACUAUUGAUUCAGCCUCACCUUGGCGCUCCUGGCUCAGCAGCCAGUGUUUGCCCUGGCUGCCUAGGCUCGGAUUACGCAAGACUGGUGGGCGUGGAGCAAGCAAAGGGGCAGCUGGGGGCCUCCAGGCCCAGGCAGGGCAGGGCUUGGUGGCCCCAGCGUUCCCCAGGAAACAGUAAAAACGAGCCUGGGCCCCUGACUUUGCUGAUAGAGCCAUCUCAGCCAUAGAGGGAGGUGAAGCCUCUGUGAUCGCCACCCCGCACCCCCUCAGGACGUGGCCCAUAAAAGUACCAUCCCACCUAGGGUCACCCAUUCUUUCUUCCUAGGAGCUGUGGGGCUUUGCAGAUAACUCCCUAUGGCUGAAUCUGCUUUGCUGAACUAGGAAACCCUAAGUCGGCACUCCUCACCCUCCCGAGCCCUGCCCAUCUCGUCCCCAUGCCCCCACCAGUCAGCCCCGGGCCACAGGCAGUGAGCAGGCACCUGGGAGCCGAGGCCCUGUGACCAGGCCAAGGAGACAGGCGCUCCAGGAUCCCAGCCACCUGUCCCCUCCAUGGAGCUGAGGUCCUGGUUGCUAUGGGUGGUAGCAGCAACAGGAACCUUGGUCCUGCUAGCAGCUGAUGCUCAGGGCCAGAAGGUCUUCACCAACACGUGGGCUGUGCACAUCCCUGGAGGCCCAGCGGUGGCCAACAGCGUGGCACGGAAGCAUGGGUUCCUCAACCUGGGCCAGAUCUUCGGGGACUAUUACCACUUCUGGCAUCGAGGAGUGACGAAGCGGUCCCUGUCGCCUCACCGCCCGCGGCACAGCCGGUUGCAGCGGGAGCCUCAAGUACAGUGGCUGGAACAGCAGGUGGCAAAGCGACGGACUAAACGCGACUUGUACCAGGAGCCCACAGACCCCAAGUUUCCUCAGCAGUGGUACCUGUCUGGUGUCACUCAGCGGGACCUGAAUGUGAAGGAGGCCUGGGCGCAGGGCUACACAGGGCACGGCAUUGUGGUCUCCAUUCUGGACGAUGGCAUCGAGAAGAACCACCCGGACUUGGCAGGCAAUUAUGAUCCUGGGGCCAGUUUUGAUGUCAAUGACCAGGACCCUGACCCCCAGCCUCGUUACACACAGAUGAAUGACAACAGGCAUGGCACACGGUGUGCGGGGGAAGUGGCUGCGGUGGCCAACAAUGGUGUCUGUGGUGUAGGUGUGGCCUACAACGCCCGCAUUGGAGGGGUGCGCAUGCUGGAUGGCGAGGUGACAGAUGCAGUGGAGGCACGCUCGCUGGGCCUGAACCCCAACCACAUCCACAUCUACAGUGCUAGCUGGGGCCCCGAGGAUGACGGCAAGACAGUGGAUGGGCCAGCCCGCCUCGCUGAGGAGGCCUUCUUCCGUGGGGUUAGCCAGGGCCGAGGGGGGCUGGGCUCCAUCUUUGUCUGGGCCUCGGGGAACGGGGGCCGGGAACAUGACAGCUGCAACUGCGACGGCUACACCAACAGUAUCUACACGCUGUCCAUCAGCAGCGCUACGCAGUUUGGCAACGUGCCCUGGUACAGUGAGGCCUGCUCAUCCACACUGGCCACGACCUACAGCAGUGGCAACCAGAAUGAGAAGCAGAUCGUGACGACUGACUUGCGGCAGAAGUGCACAGAGUCUCACACGGGCACCUCAGCCUCUGCCCCCUUAGCAGCUGGCAUCAUUGCUCUCACCCUGGAGGCCAAUAAGAACCUCACAUGGCGGGACAUGCAGCACCUGGUGGUACAGACCUCGAAGCCAGCCCACCUCAACGCCAAUGACUGGGCCACCAAUGGUGUGGGCCGGAAAGUGAGCCACUCGUAUGGCUACGGGCUUUUGGAUGCAGGCGCCAUGGUGGCCCUGGCCCAGAAUUGGACCACCGUGGGCCCCCAGCGGAAGUGCAUCAUCGACAUCCUCAUGGAGCCCAAAGACAUCGGGAAACGGCUCGAGGUGCGGAAGACCGUGACCGCGUGCCUGGGCGAGCCCAACCACAUCACUCGGCUGGAGCACGCUCAGGCGCGGCUCACCCUGUCCUAUAAUCGCCGUGGCGACCUGGCCAUCCACAUGGUCAGCCCCAUGGGCACCCGCUCCACCCUGCUGGCAGCCAGGCCACAUGACUACUCCGCAGAUGGGUUUAAUGACUGGGCUUUCAUGACAACUCAUUCCUGGGAUGAGGAUCCCUCUGGCGAGUGGGUCCUAGAGAUUGAAAACACCAGCGAAGCCAACAACUAUGGGACACUGACAAAGUUCACCCUCGUACUCUAUGGCACUGCCCCUGAGGGGCUGCCCAUACCUCCAGAAAGCAGUGGCUGCAAGACCCUCACGUCCAGUCAGGCUUGUGUGGUGUGCGAGGAAGGCUUCUCCCUGCACCAGAAGAGCUGUGUCCAGCACUGCCCUCCAGGCUUCGCCCCCCAAGUCCUCGAUACACACUAUAGCACCGAGAAUGAUGUGGAGACCAUCCGGGCCAGCGUCUGCGCCCCCUGCCACGCCUCAUGUGCCACAUGCCAGGGGCCGGCCCCGACAGACUGCCUCAGCUGCCCCAGCCAUGCCUCCUUGGACCCUGUGGAGCAGACUUGCUCCCGGCAAAGCCAGAGCAGCCGAGAGUCCCCGCCACAGCAGCAGCCACCCCGGCUGCCCCCAGAGAUGGAGGCGGGGCCGCGGCUGCGCGCAGGGCUGCUGCCCUCACACCUGCCGGAGGUGGUGGCCGGCCUCAGCUGCGCCUUCAUCGUGCUGGUCUUCGUCACUGUCUUCCUGGUCCUGCAGCUGCGCUCUGGCUUUAGCUUCCGGGGGGUCAAGGUGUACACCAUGGACCGUGGCCUCAUCUCCUACAAGGGGCUGCCCCCUGAAGCCUGGCAGGAGGAGUGCCCGUCCGACUCAGAAGAGGAUGAGGGCCGGGGCGAGAGGACCGCCUUUAUCAAAGACCAGAGCGCCCUCUGAUGAGCCCACUGCCCACCCCCUCAAGCCAAUCCCCUCCUUGGGCACUUUUUAAUUCACCAAAGUAUUUUUUUAUCUUGGGACUGGGUUUGGACCCCAGCUGGGAGGCAAGAGGGGUAGAGACUGCUUCCCUUCCUACCCUCAGGCCCAUCUGGCCACCUGAGGUGGGCCCAGGACCAGCUGGGGUGCGGGGAGGGCCGUACCCCACCCUCAGCACCCCCUCCAUGUGGAGAAAGGAGUGAAACCUUUAGGGCAGCUUGCCCAGGCCCAGGCCCAGGCCCAGGCCCCGGCCCCAGCCAGAGUUCCUGCGGAGUGAAGAGGGGCAGCCUUUGCUUGUUGGGAUUCCUGACCCAGGCCGCAGCUCUUGCCCUUCCCUGUCCCUCUAAAGCAAUAAUGGUCCCAUCCAGGCAGUCGGGGGCUGGCCUAGGAGGUAUCUGAGGGAGGAGGCCACCUCUCCAAGGGCUUCUGCACCCUCCACCUUGUCCCCCAGCUCUGGUGAGUCUUGGCGGCGGCAGCCAUCAUACGAAGGGACCAAGGCAAGGCAGGUGCCUCCAGGUGUGCAAGUGGCAUGUUGGCCUGUGGCCUGUGUCCCAUGACCCACCCCUGUGCUCCGUGCCUCCACCACCACUGGCCACCAGGCUGGCGCAGCCAAGGCUGAAAUUCUGGCUGAAGCCUGUGCUGGUGUCCUGACCAUCCUCCCCUCUUUUGCACCUGCCUCUCCUGUCAGGGCCCAAGUCCCUGUUUUCUGAGCCCGGGCUGCCUGGGCUGUUGGCACUCACAGACCUGGAGCCCCUGGGUGGAUGGUGGGGAGGGGCAGUGGCCCAGCCAGCCUCUCUGGCCUCCCACCCAAUGCUGCUUUCCCCUGUGGGGAUCUCAGGGGCUGUUUGAGGAUAUAUUUUCACUUUGUGAUUAUUUCACUUUAGACGCUGAUGAUUUGUUUUUGUAUUUUUAAUGGGGGUAGCAGCUGGACUACCCACCUUCUCACACCCACCGUCCGCCCUGCUCCUCCCUGGCUGCCCUGGCCCUGAGGUGUGGGGGCUGCAGCAUGUUGCUGAGGAGUGAGGAAUAGUUGAGCCCCAAGUCCUGAAGAGGCAGGCCAGCCAGGCGGGCUCAAGGAAAGGGGGUCCCAGUGGGAGGGGCCGGCUGACAUCUGUGUUUCAAGUGGGGCUCACCAUGCCAGGGGCUCAUAGGUCACUGGCUCUCCAAGUGCCAGGGGUAGGCAGGUGGUGGCACUUAGCCCCCUCCAACACUGUGCCCUGGUGGAGAAAGCACUGACCUGUCAUGCCCCCCUCAAACCUCCUCUUCUGACGUGCCUUUUGCACCCCUCCCAUUAGGACAAUCAGUCCCCUCCCAUCUGGGAGCCUCCUUUUCUUUCUCUCCCCUAGCCAUUCCUGGUACCCAGCCACCUGCCCAGGGGUGCCCCCUCCUCUCCCAUCCCCCUACCCUCGUGGCCAGCCCGGCUGGUUUUGUAAGAUACUGGGUUGGUGCACAGUGAUUUUUUUCUUGUAAUUUAAACAGGCCCAGCAUUGUUGGUUCUAUUUAAUGGACACGAGAUAAUGUUAGAGGUUUUAAAGUGAUUAAACGUGCAGACUAUGCAAACCAG
Rhinopithecus roxellana (golden snub-nosed monkey) is the source of this 5617-nucleotide messenger RNA. It is a transcript of the gene FURIN, whose product is annotated as furin, paired basic amino acid cleaving enzyme. The transcript is spliced from 16 exons. The record is from RefSeq and is a predicted model, not a curated record. Gene Ontology annotation, cellular component: Golgi membrane; trans-Golgi network. Lineage: Eukaryota; Metazoa; Chordata; Mammalia; Primates; Cercopithecidae. Bases 1633 to 4017 code for a protein of 794 amino acids. Gene Ontology annotation, biological process: peptide hormone processing. Gene Ontology annotation, molecular function: serine-type endopeptidase activity.